UAAAUUCACUCACCCUCAUUUGAGUUAAUGGAAAUCAACCCAAAAUUACGUUCAUAGUCAAUUAUAUUAGGAAACCUGUUACACAUGCCUAAUACCUAAUUGUCCCAAAACUUUUGGCAGCCUGGUGUAUGUUUUGCUGCUAACAAGCGCCAUCUAUUGGACGUCAGUGAAAAUUGUCUGACUUUCAAAUUGCUUGGAAAAUAGUGCCCUACAGAGGGUGUAACCUACAAAGUGCACCAGUAUAGUAAGUAGGGAUCCAUUUGGGAUUUAGCUGGUAGUUUGGGACUCGUCUCUAUGGAAACGGAUGAUACUAACUAAGGUUGUGUGUUGCGUCUAAUUUGUUCGAUAGUUUAGUUCUACUGAAGUGAAACAUUUGCGACCAAAGCAGAUAAUUAACGCGGCGUUAACUAACUAGAUAUCUAGUCGUUUACUGGGUUUUGUUAAGCACAAGUUAACUAAAUAUAACGUGUUAAGGCAUGGACAUGUCCGCACGUCCGAACACUGCUCUAAACCAUGUGAACCAGUUCUGGUCCAUGCUGGAUGAUAUGGUCCAGAGUAAUCCUGAUGAGUACAAGACUUUUAUCGAGCGCCAGAUGCGAAACAGUGCCGAAUAUUUUUCACCCCCCGAGCCGAACAGCUGCCUCCGCACAUCUGUACAGCCGCAUGAUGGGACACUGUAUGUGAACGUGUGUGGAUGGAAGCGCGUGCCUGAACCGGCCUCUCCAACUGACCCUGUUCCUGUGUGUGGUGGAAAACUGGAGACCAUUUCUGAACGCGAAGAGAACUACCGGAUAGUGGAGGUGGCCUUCAACCCAGAGGUUCUGAACAGAGCAGAGAAAAACCCAGACGAAAAGGAGCAGAUACGCCUCCUGGCUCUAAACUUUAUCCAGAAACAUUAUAAACUGAGCCUGUCCCAACACUUCACUAUCAUGCAGGCCAAACUAAAGGGCACUGUACAGGAUAUGAAACACCGGCUAAUGUCAUUACGUCAGACCAGGACACUAAAUCAGAAUAAUCCUGAAACUAAACCAGCCGAGUCAUUGCUUCAACAAAUCUGCUCACUACGAAUGGGAGAAAUAAAAGAAGAGUCCAGCAUUCAGCUCAAUCUGGGGCAGGAGGACAAAGACAAGGUCCGGGGAGGUUUGAUCGAGGUGAUCUCCAGCACUGAAUUUGUGCAGCCUCAGCAGCCAAAACAUCAAAUGAUGGUGUGUUCAGUGAGCAGGAAGAUAAAGCUGCGUGUAGAACUACCCGGAAUAAGCUCUGUCUCCCAGUGCCAGCUCAGCAUCAGCCAGGAUGACAUACUGCUAGAAGUGGAGAAGAUGUAUUUCCUUCAUCUUCGGUUCCCUGAACGAGUGAAAGAGGAAACGUGCCAUGCAACAUUCAACAAGAAGAAACACAUACUGACUGUUAUGGCAGCGGUGCUGUGAAUUUAA
Molecule: messenger RNA, 1433 nt
Organism: Hemibagrus wyckioides
Lineage: Eukaryota; Metazoa; Chordata; Actinopteri; Siluriformes; Bagridae
Gene: pih1d2
Product: PIH1 domain containing 2
Exons: 5
Coding region: 477-1427 (316 amino acids)
Biological process (GO): box C/D snoRNP assembly; rRNA processing
Cellular component (GO): cytoplasm; ribonucleoprotein complex; R2TP complex
Source: RefSeq, a predicted model, not a curated record